AUGUCGAUGAAUGGAAAUGGAAGGGUGGAAUGGCUUAGUGGGCUGCCACCUUCAAUUUGGAAUGCCGGAUACGAUUUUAAAUUCUUACCACCGGAUCUUCGACCCGUUGCACAAUUCGUUGGCCUAUGGAAAUUGGAGACGAAAAGUGGAAACAUGCGAGAGUUCUAUCCGCCAGACCUCAUCGAUAUGGCAAUAAACCCCAUUCCAAAAUUUGGUGCUCGAGCUAUAAACAUAACGCACACAUAUUUUGAUGCUGAAAAUAGGGUAAUUCGUUCAGAAUAUGGUUUUAUGCCAGUAAAGAAUGCUACUAAGAGAGAUCCACGAAUACAUAUUGCUUAUUUGACAACAAGUAGUGACGGUUAUUCGAUGAUGGAACAAGGAACGGUCAAUGGAAAUAAACUAAUUUUUCAUCUUAAACAAUUUCUUCGAAGAACAUUCAACGUUGGAAACAAUGGUAUUGAAUUAGACAUAAAAGAGUUUGAACGACAAUUUCACCUAACCGAUUUUUAUCAUAUGACAAUGAAAAUACGAGCUGAAACAUCGCUUGGAAUUGAAGGAUAUACCUCACAGUAUCGAAAAGUAAUUCCUUCGUGA
Molecule: messenger RNA, 594 nt
Organism: Dracunculus medinensis (Guinea worm)
Lineage: Eukaryota; Metazoa; Nematoda; Chromadorea; Rhabditida; Dracunculidae
Source: the annotation of a GenBank genome assembly